GGAAGUACCUUCUGAUGCGUUCAUUUUGAUUGGCUCUACAUCUCUGUCGGUACCCCGCUGCAGUCUUAUGCCGCUCAAAGAGAUAGAAUUCUAUCUCCUCUUGGAAUUGUCAUAAUAUCGUCAGCGGUUACCGACUCCACUAUAUAGGCUGCGCUGGUCUCCGUCCACCAGUUGCUACAUUGAAAGUCUUUCCUCAUAUUGCCGCUGCGCCGAUACACCUCCGCAUUAUUUCCCUCUAACUCCGUAUACACAAUCAAACUCGUGUCUUUUCCAUAGAAAAAGUUCUACAGAAUAGACUAAGCUUCUUUGACCCCGACGGUACUCCCGAGGUCGCCACCAUGGAUUACACCUCGGGCCCCGUACCUUUGAACCUGGUACAUAAGCCGCCGUUUACCAUCGAAGCUCCCGGAUACGAGAAGGUCCCCGGCGAGACCGUCCCGCGUCGCCAUCCCCGAGCCAAGGAUGGCCUCAUCAACCGUCCCGCCAACGACAUACACACCGUAUUCGAUAUCGUCCGCCGCAGCGCGCGCGUCUACCCUAACCACCGCGCAGUCGGCUCCCGGAAACUUGUCAAGUUACACAAGGAGAGAAGGAAAGUACAGAAGAAUGUCGACGGCGAGAUCAAGGAGCUCGAGAAGGAGUGGCAGUUAUUCGAGCUCUCCAAAUUCUCUUACUUGACAUUCAAGGAGUACGAGCAGCUUGUGCUUCAGGUCGGCUAUGGCUUGCGCAAACUGGGCCUAACGCCGAAGCACAAGCUUCACCUCUUCGGUGCCACAAGCCUAAGCUGGAUCUCCAUGUCCCACGGCUGCGCCUCCCAGUCUAUCACUAUAGUCACCGCCUACGAUACUCUCGGUGAGAGCGGCCUUGAACACUCCCUCCUCCAGACCAAGGCCGACGCUAUGUACGUCGACCCUCACCUCCUCCAGACUGCUGCCCGCCCCCUAAAGAAGUCCAAUGUCAAGACCAUCGUUGUCAAUGAGCGCUGCAUAUUCGCGACAGGGGACGAGAUCGAAAAGUUCAAGCAUGCCCACCGAGAGUUCAACGUUCUGACUUUCGAGGAGCUGCGAAAGAUGGGCGAGGACAACCCGCUCGAUCCGGUGCCGGCGAAAGGCCCCGACCUUUGCUGUAUCAUGUACACAUCCGGCUCUACCGGUCCUCCCAAGGGGGUCUGUAUCACGCACGAGGCGCUCGUUGCUGGAGUUACCGGUCUCUAUACCUGUGUUGAGGAAUGCGUUAGCGACAAGGAGGAUGUGCUUGCCUACUUGCCUUUAGCCCACGUCUUCGAGAUGGCACUCGAGAACCUCGUGUUGUUCAUUGGCGGAACCCUCGGAUACGGUAGCCCCAGAACGCUCGCCGACUCCUCAGUGAAGAACUGCGCUGGUGAUAUGCGGGAGCUCAAGCCCACUGUCAUGGUCGGCGUUCCUCAGAUCUGGGAAACCAUCAAGAAGGGAAUCAUAGCGAAGCUCGACGCCUCUAAUCCUGUCAUCAAGGCGUUUUUCUGGUGCUCCUUCAACUAUAAGACCUUCAUGUCUAAAAAUAACCUCCCAGGAGCUGGCAUAUUUGACGGCAUCGUCUUCAGUAUGGUUCGGGAACUUACUGGUGGCCGACUUCGAUUCACCAUGAACGGUGCUAGUGGCAUCUCCGAUGACACCAGGCACUUCCUGUCCAUGGUCCUCGCCCCUAUGUUGGCUGGCUAUGGUCUCACUGAAACUUGCGCCAACGGCGCCUUGGGUUGCCCACUUGAGUACUCACCCAAUUCAAUUGGCCCCGUCCCUGCUGCUAUUGAUGUGAAAUUGGUCUCCAUUCCUGAUAUUGGAUACUCGACGGACGCAGAGGUCCCUCAGGGUGAGAUUUGGCUCAAGGGUGUUCCGAUCAUAAAAGAGUACUACGACGACCCCGAGGAGACAGAGAAGGCCCUUACCCACGAUGGUUGGUUUAAGUCAGGUGAUAUCGGCGAGUUCGAUGAGAACGGCCAUCUGCGAGUCAUCGACCGAGUCAAGAAUCUCGUCAAGACGCAGGGCGGUGAGUAUAUCGCCCUGGAGAAGCUCGAGUCUGUCUACCGAGGCACCCAAACCAUAACCAACAUUAUGGUACACGCCGACUCUGAACACUCACGCCCCAUCGCCGUCAUCGUACCCAACCAGACAGUUCUGGUAGAGAAGAUUAAGGGCCUAGGCGUAGAUGAGCAUAGCAUGCACUACGCCCCUAAGGUCCACAGCCUCAUCCUCAAGGAUCUCCAGACCGCCGGCAAGCGCUCUGGCCUAGCCGGCAUGGAAAUUGUGUCCGACAUAGUUAUCACCGAUGAGGAGUGGACCCCACUAAGCGGACUUGUCACUGCCACGCAUAAACUGAACCGGAAAGUCAUUCGUGAGAAGUUCAAGAAGGAAAUCGACGAGUGUCUGAAGAAUUCGCCCUAAAAGAAAAGAGAUAAAGCAAAAGGAUGGUAGCAUGCAAGGGAGAGGAGAACAAUGACACCGCUAUUAUGAUUCAUACCCUAGCUCGAAUGCUUUAUGUGCCUGUAUGGUAACUUUAAAUGUUCACUCGCCCCCAAUCACGCAUAUAACGUAGGUAGACUUUGCAUGAUAAGGACCAGGGCCCAUAAACAAUUUGGCUACAAGGAUUCGCAAGGUCUACCAUCAGAGCAUUUAGCGCCGGGCGAGCAGGAUGAUCUAAUAACGUUCUACAUCACGCGAAUACACUACAAAAUACAGA
Molecule: messenger RNA, 2712 nt
Organism: Fusarium redolens
Lineage: Eukaryota; Fungi; Ascomycota; Sordariomycetes; Hypocreales; Nectriaceae
Exons: 4
Coding region: 339-2417 (692 amino acids)
Biological process (GO): long-chain fatty acid metabolic process; long-chain fatty-acyl-CoA metabolic process
Cellular component (GO): plasma membrane; endoplasmic reticulum; lipid droplet
Molecular function (GO): long-chain fatty acid-CoA ligase activity
Source: RefSeq, a predicted model, not a curated record